AUGCGACGCCAAUACCUCGACCUGGGCAUAUUUGCCCUUCUUUGCAUUCCAUUCUCAGCAGCUCUCCCCGUCAAUGACGACAAGGCCCUGGUAAGACGCCCGAAAUUCGAAGUCGCCGCUGUUCCGGCUCGAGAAUAUGCUCCCCCGGCUCAGGAAUAUGCCGGCCCACCCCCGCCGCAGGUGCCGUCGCCACCCCCUGCGCCAGAUCUGCGGGCGGCACAGGGCCGAAGUAGUAGAACACAGCGGAACGGCAGGCGGCCGUCUGUACCACAGCCUCAGCGGUACGAUGACGACCCGGGAUAUGACGCUCCCAGACCCUCCAGGCACCCGUACGCCGCAAACAAUGCAUUCCAUGCUCCCCCUGUAUUCUAUCCAGGUGUCCCUCGCCAGCCUCCGCUCUAUCCGCCCGGCCCGGGCCCGAUGCCCUUUGCAGCUCCGGUCAACAUGUACCCUCCUACUCCUUCCCGGCAGGACAAUACACAUGCGAGCCGUCCGGCCGCUGCCAAAGCCCCAGAGAAUAUACAAACCAUCCGACUCUUUUGGAAGACGGAAGAGGACAAGGUGCAGCAGAGCCUGAGGCCACAGGACAAUAUUGAGGAUUUCCCAACCGGCAGCCUCUACGAUUGGGUCAAGAAGUCGGCGAGGGCUGCCGAGAUGAUCCCGGCCCAACCCGCGAGCCCGCAACAACCCAUGGGCCACGGGUUGGUGGGCUCAACCCCAAACGGGCAGCCCGCGGAUUUCCAGGUUUACGACCGAAGAACUUUUUAA
Pyricularia oryzae 70-15 is the source of this 768-nucleotide messenger RNA. RefSeq lists its product as uncharacterized. NCBI's taxonomy places the organism in Eukaryota, Fungi, Ascomycota, Sordariomycetes, Magnaporthales, Pyriculariaceae. The record is from RefSeq and is a predicted model, not a curated record. The transcript is spliced from 3 exons. Bases 1 to 768 code for a protein of 255 amino acids.